GGAUACUGGGAGAGCCGGAAGAGCCGUAAAGAGAGCAGCAGAUCCCAGUAACGUCACUGGUUCUCCAUCAAAACCCGAUCCGGGAACGCACCGCAUCUACCGGGGUCGACUUCAAAGAUUCAGUGCAGGCUGUGGUCGGGAUCACCUGUGUCGUACACCGUGCGUGUGGCAGAGGCUCAGUAAAGAUGUGGAAGGCAGCAGCAGGACAGUCAGUGAAGGUGGCUGUGGAUGAUGGAGGCGACGACUGGGAGACCGACCCCGACUUUGAGAACGACGUUUCGGAGAAGGAGCAGCGCUGGGGGGCGAAGACGGUGCUCGGUUCAGGACAUCAGGAGCACAUAGACAUCCACCGGCUGCGUGAGACGGUGUCGACGGAGCACACCAGCUUGAAGCAGAAGGAGCUGGAGACGAUGCCCAAGGCGUCGCAUGGAUACGGAGGGAAGUUUGGAGUCCAGCAGGAUCGUAUGGACAAGUCCGCCGUGGGUCACGACUACCAGAUCAAGUUGUCCAAGCACUGCUCCCAGACAGACACGUCCAAGGGCUUUGGAGGCAAGUUUGGAGUUCAAGCUGACCGCGUUGACCAGUCUGCUGUCGGGUUUGAAUACGCCGGGAAGACGGAGAAACACGCCUCGCAGAAAGACUACACCACUGGGUUUGGGGGGCGAUACGGAGUGCAGGCAGAUCGUGUCGACCAGAGCGCGGUGGGCUUCGAUUACCAGGGCAAAACCGAGAAACACGAGUCCCAGAAAGAUUACACCAAGGGCUUCGGCGGCAAGUUUGGCGUCGAGACCGACAAGGUGGACAAAAGCGCCGUGGGCUUCGAGUACCAGGGAAAAACAGAGAGACACGAGUCGCAGAAAGACUAUGUGAAGGGCUUUGGCGGUAAGUUCGGCGUGCAGACGGACAGACAGGACAAAUCGGCGCUGGGAUGGGACCACCAGGAGAAGCUGCAGCUCCACGAGUCUCAGAAAGAUUAUUCGAAAGGGUUCGGAGGGAAGUUCGGCGUCCAGAACGACCGCAUGGAUAAGAGUGCAGGGACGUUUGAGGACGUGGAGAAGCCGACCUCUUCUUACCAGAAGACCAAACCUGUGGAGGCUGCCGGCAGCGGCACAGGAAGCAUCAAGGCUCGCUUCGAGAACAUCGCCAAGCAGAAGGAGGAGGAGGACAGGAAGAGGGCCGAGGAGGAGCGGGCGCGUCGACAGGCCAAGGAGAAGCAGGAGCAGGAGGAGGCGCGCCGUAAGAUCGAAGAGGCGCCCAAAGCCCCGUCUCCGGUCCCCGCCGCCAGUCCCAGCCCGACCCCACCUGUUGAGCCGGUGGCAGCUCCAGCAGCAGCAGCAGCUCCAGCUCCAGCUCCAGCUCCAGCAGCACCGUACCACGCCGCGGAGGAGGCGUCGUAUGAUGCUGCUGAGGAGAACGGAGAGCAGCUGUACGAGGCGGAGCCGCAGAACCAGUACGCACAGCAGGAGGACCUGUACCAGACCCCCGAGGAGACGGCAGCAGGAGACGGGCAGCAGUACGAGUACGGCGAGGACCUCGGGGUGACCGCCGUGGCGCUGUACGACUACCAAGCAGCCGGCGACGACGAGAUCUCCUUCGACCCCGAUGACAUCAUCACCAACAUCGAGAUGAUCGACGAGGGCUGGUGGCGAGGCGUGUGCAGAGGCGCCUACGGCCUCUUCCCGGCCAAUUACGUGGAGGUUCGGCAAUGAUGACACCCCGACCCCCACCCCCACCCCCACCCCCACCCUACCCCCACCCCCACCCCGACCCCCACCCCCACCCCCACCCCGACCCCCACCCCCACCCGCCAAGAUGACCUGUCUCUCUGUAAAAACAAAAAAGAAAAAAAAAGAGGAAGGAGACAAUUUCCAAUCCUGUUUCCUUCCCACACUUUGGUCUUUUCUCUCUUCACCUCAUCUUAGUGCUUCGACACUGUGAGACGUCCUCAGGUCUCCUAUACAGCUUUCUUUUACCCCCCCCCCCCCCCCCCGUCUACUCCAUCUUCAGGUCUUUGCCUCUCGCAGUGGACAGAGUUAUUUCAGAGUGACGCAGAGAACACAUAUAGAUCUCAUUAUCUGGGUUUAAAACCGGCUCAAAGCUUUGCUGCGUUAAAGCUUCAGGAUGCGACUCAGGCUGUUGACCGUCGCCUCCUUCGGGCCGCGGCGUGACUUUAACUCUUUACCUCCUGCCUCACAGCCGCACGUUGCAUUUUGCAGCUUUAAGUAUUCGUUUUUAUUUUCAGAUUCGUGUUAUAAGACUUCGGCCUCACGAGGUUUCGUUCAGGCGUCGUUGAGUCUCACCAAAGACCAGAUGAGUCUUGUGCCUAGGACUCAGGGUGCUCACUGCUCAGUAGCUCGACCUUCACGUAAAGCAGGAGCAGAUCAAAGAGAUAAAACCUCCACUUUGGAUUAUUAUGUAUAUUAAUAGCUAUAUACUGUCCAGUACAUCGACUAUGGACCAAAAAGCUGAUUAACCCCAUUUUGCUCCUUGGUCUGUCUGUGUAAAGUUGCUUUGUUGCACAGGAGUUUAACCCCCCCCCCCCAGAUUGAAGCUGCACUUGUUGAUUCAUAUAGUACGAAUACAUCGAACACUUACACGAGUAAAGGAUUGAUUAUAUGUGAUCAAUAAUGAGGCUUCCUCCUUUACCGAUGUGUAAAUUGAUCAGAGUCGAUGAUGUAAAAGUACAAGCGAAACAAAAACACUAUAUUCAUAGUAUUAUUUUAAUCAUCUUCAUACGUUACACAGGUUCAUGCGUAGAAUCAUGUACAGAGAGAAGAGUUAUGACGCUUUGACAAAUAAUAGAUUUGGAAACAUGUUUUUGUUUUUCUCGACGCGUGUGAGACUUGUGUAUUUGUGACUUGCCGCCGUGGACGUUCUGGUUCUUGUGUAAUAGCGUGAGGCGUGGAGCGUGGAGCGGAACUAACAUCCCUCAUCACGACCGCACGUGUUCGCCGACCAGCGGAGCUGCAGGAAAAUAUCAGGCUGUUGUUUAAGGGAAGAGGCUUCGGUGAAUUCUCCAAACACUAAUUAUUUCUAACGGACGGCUCGUCUGUGGAUCGCGGUAGUGUAGCUGAAACAGGUGUGUGUGCACGAGCGAGCGUGUGUGUGAGUGAGCGAGUGUGUGUGUGAGGGCUUUCAUUGAAUUCAUCUUUGGGGUUUUAUAAUAAAAAGUGACCUUUUCAAAUGCAUUAUUUUUAUCUGUACCUCUGUUUGCUUGAGUCACAUCAUUACCUGCUUGUUCUUUUUUUAGUUUCAAUAAAUAAACUAUGAACGAUGA
Molecule: messenger RNA, 3277 nt
Organism: Seriola aureovittata
Lineage: Eukaryota; Metazoa; Chordata; Actinopteri; Carangiformes; Carangidae
Product: src substrate cortactin-like
Exons: 15
Coding region: 186-1709 (507 amino acids)
Biological process (GO): regulation of actin filament polymerization
Cellular component (GO): focal adhesion; actin filament; site of polarized growth
Molecular function (GO): actin filament binding
Source: RefSeq, a predicted model, not a curated record